Molecule: messenger RNA, 1578 nt
Organism: Ilyonectria robusta
Lineage: Eukaryota; Fungi; Ascomycota; Sordariomycetes; Hypocreales; Nectriaceae
Exons: 2
Coding region: 1-1578 (525 amino acids)
Source: RefSeq, a predicted model, not a curated record
AUGCCUCUCGAACAGACAAUCACCAUCGUCAACAACUCCGGCAAGAUCAUCAAGACCGGAAAACAAUUAUUCUCCAUCUUCAAAGAGGCCCAGGGCAACUACAAGGAGAAAAAGUCCCAGAUCAAGGCCGAGAAGCUCCAGCGCUCCCAGACCUUUGAUCACUCGCGCGCCAUCCCCGAACCCCCACGAUACUACCAAGAUGACGAGCAAUACUACUACGACCAACACGCUCGCCGACGCUCCUUCGACGCCGGCAGCGAGCGCGGCUCCGAGCGCAGCCACCGCAGCUCUCAAUCCCGCCGCCUCGAGUCGAGAGAUGCCCGCGACUGGGACACCCGAAGCCGCCUGACCGCCGGCAACCUCAAGACGCUGAGCGAGGUCUCCAGCGUCACCCCUAGCAGAGCGCCCCCGCCGCGCAGCUACGUGAUGCCCUACGCCGAGACCAUGGCCGUCUCCAAGAGGGACCUCAACCAUACCGAGAUGCGGAGCAUGGCCAUGUCCACUCGCGAACCUGGCGGCAUGGUCCCCCGAACCCGCUCCGCCGCUGAGCUUUCCGUGGUGAAGCCUCGCAAGGAGAUCGACAUGGACCUCGCCUACGGCAACAUUCCCCCGGAUCUAGAGUACCGAACCGACCUGGACCCCCGCGGCGAAGAGAAGGAGGCGACGGACCUCGUGCACCGUGUGGAAAACCUUCUUGACGAGGCCAAGUGUGUCCACCACUCGGCCACUGCCACCAUCACUCAUCUUCAGAAAGACCCCGACGCUGCUGCUGCUGUUGCCCUUUCUCUGGCAGAGCUCUCCAGCCUGGUCAAGAAGACGUCCCCCGCAUUCCUCGCCGUGAUGAAGAGCGCAUCCCCUGCUGUCUUCUCGCUACUUGCAUCGCCUCAGUUUCUGAUCGGCUCCACUAUCGCCGUUGGUGUUACCGUGGUCUGCUUCGGAGGCUGGAAGAUUGUCCAAAGGGUCAACGAGCAACGCGCCGCCCGGGAGGCUUUGGCCUAUGAGAAUGUGCCCAUGGACCGCCCUGCCCCGUUGAGAACCCAGAGCGAGUAUGGCGCUGGUGUUGAUGAGGCCCUCAUCAUCGACGACGACCUGAGCUCCAUUGAGACCUGGAGGAGAGGCAUUGUGCCAGGAGAGGCUGAGAGUGCUGAUUUCGAGCUGAUCACACCCACGGCCAUCGGGAUGUACGGAAAAGACGACGAUGACAUGAAGUCUCUCCGAAGCACUCGAACUAGCAGAACUAGCAAAACCAACAAAACUAGCAAGACUAGCAAGACUCACGAGAGCAGUCGAAGCCACCGCAGCCACAGGAGUAGCCGCGAUGACCGAGACAGAGACUCGGACCGGGGAAGUAGACGCGGUGAUACUGAGAGCAUCGCCGACAGUGAGCGCAGCAGUCGCAGCCACCGCUCCAGCAAGAGGAGGGAAAAGGGUGAGGUAAAGUCCAUCGAGGACGGACGAAGCCGCCGUGGCGAUGACGAAAUCUCGGUGGUGAUGCGGCCCAAGUCGCACCGACAGAGCAGCAACAUGCUCAAGGCCUUGUUCAAGAGCAAGAAGGAGAGAGACAUGGUUCUCGCCUAG